CAGAAGCACCAUCACAACAAACUCUGUCUGCAUACCAGAGUACAGGAAACCCCUGGUGGCAAUGAAACAGGUACUCUAACGCUUUGCCUCGCGACUCACACCUUAUCGUUCUCACUCAAUGUCUCACUGCAGUCCUUCUUCGGAGCCUUAGAACCACGGACCAUCACCUUAUUACCUCAUUUCUCUUCUGCGACACACCGACAAACAACCACCGUCUCGUCUCUCCGACCCAACAUGAGGAAGGGGCUCCAGGGAAGCCAGGCUGCUCACACAGGGCAGUGGGAAGAAAAGGAGAGGAAAGAGGAGAGGCAUCACGAGCAGCAGCAGCUGGGGAGGGCAGAGAAAAAGUUAGUAGCGUUCUGGUUGUCCUUGUCCCAGAGGACGUGGACAUUUUUCAGGCCCCGCAGUGGCGAACGCACUGGCUGCUUCCAGCGGAGCCCCUCCGCAGCUCGCCUGCUGAAGAGCGAGGCGUGAGGAGUGCGAGAGGCCAAAGGCAGUCCGUGCCAUUCUUCAGCUUCAUCCACCAUAAGCAAAAAAAAAAAUGUUUUUGUUACAUUAGUAACGUUGGCUAAAGACAGAAGCACAAGAGAGAGCGACAGGUGAAGGACAAGAAGAGGGAGGUUCGUCAAAUGCCCUCUUCUUCUUUUCUGGGCUCCCUCCGGAUUCUUUACCUUGGGGAAAAGCAUUAGGCAGCAGCUGAACUGUUACUUUUUGAACAUUACGACAACAGACUGUCAUUACAUUUACUUCACGUUCAGAACAUUAAGGCAACAAACUGUGACUCAAAAGACGUUGUGCUGCUGUCGACUGGAAGAACUUCCUGCCCUCCUCUUGUUUUCGUCAAAGCUAGGCCUCCCUCCUCUGAAGAAACUUCCACUCGCGAAACUAAACUAUAAAGUUUACCAUAGAGAAGAUAUUAGUGGUGGAGAUUGCUGGAGGUUAGUGUGACAAGGGGCAGGUGUCGCUCCCUAAACCCCUACUCGUCUUCACAGGAAGAGAUGGGGUAACUGGGACCUGCUGAGACCAUGGUGGUCACACAUCUGGAGCUGGAACUGUGCUACCAAGGGAAGAAGCUGAGAGGCUUCACCUGUAAGCUGACCCGCUCCCCCUAUGGCUACCUGCCUGAGAGUGCCUGGCUCAUCGCAGCCCAGAUCCUACUGCCCUUCCUGGUGGCCGGCCUGGGCAUGGUGGCAGCGGGCAUAGUCAUGGACGUGGUGCAACACUGGGAGGUGUUUAAGGAGAUCACAGAGGUGUUUAUCUUGGUGCCAGCCCUGGUGGGACUGAAAGGCAACCUAGAGAUGACACUGGCAUCCAGACUGUCUACAGCAGCAAACACUGGGCAGAUGGAUGACCCGAAGCAGCAGUGGAGGAUGGUGUGUAGCAACUUGGCUCUUAUUCAGGUCCAGGCAACAGUGGUGGGUUUCCUGGCUGCGGUAGCCGCAGUGGGGUUGGGUGCGUUGACCAGGGGUCGUGUAGACUUUCUACAGGCUGCUGUCCUAUGUGGCAGUAGUGUCACGACAGCCUUUGUAGCUGCCCUGUCCUUGGGACUAGUGAUGGUGGGAGUGAUCAUCGGCUCCAGGAAGGUGGGCAUCAACCCUGACAAUGUGGCAACACCCAUCGCUGCCAGCCUGGGUGACCUCAUCACCCUCUCUCUGCUGGCCGGGGUCAGCAGCUUCCUCUUCAGGUUCAAAGAGAUGUGGUACCUGCCUGUGCUGGUGUGUGGCUUCUUCCUGGUUCUCAUCCCGCUGUGGGUGGUCAUUGCCCGGCGCUCUCCUCCAAUUAGAGAGGUCCUGAGGUCUGGGUGGCAGCCCGUCAUCGUAGCCAUGUCCAUCAGCAGUAUCGGAGGUCUUAUUCUGGACAAGACCGUGAGCGACCCGAACUUUGAGGGCAUGGCGGUGUUCACCCCAGUAAUCAACGGUGUGGGAGGUAACUUGGUGGCCAUCCAGGCCAGCCGCAUCUCCACCUACCUCCACUACUGGAGCAUGCCUGGGACCCUGCCCUCCAAGAUGGCACAACACUGGCCUGGCCCCUGCCUGACCUUCUGCUCCUCAGGGGUCAACUCUAAGUCAGCCAGAGUUCUGGUCUUCCUGGUGGUUCCGGGUCACCUGCUCUUCCUCUACACCAUCCACUUACUGAAGGGCGGCCACGGCGCCCUCACGUCUGCCUUCGUCUGCCUAUACCUGUGUGCAGCCCUGCUACAGGUGGUGAUUCUGCUGUACACGGCUGACCUGAUGAUGCGCUGGAUGUGGCGGCGGGGGCUGGACCCGGACAACUACUCUAUCCCGUACCUCACGGCUCUGGGGGACCUGUUGGGGACCGGCUUCCUGGCCCUGACAUUCAGAGCCGUUCUAUUGGGCAUUUCCUCUGGGAUGAAGGGGGUUUGAGAGAAGGGGCUAAUCCAUCAGCCUAUUUCUGUCUAACAUGGUCUUAUUGAAUAUAUUCAAAUAGAGACAUUUAGCUAUUGUAGUUAUAUGUCAGUUAUGCUGACAUAUUAUAUGUUGUUCUGUUCAUCCAUAAGCAACUCUGUUCAGGUCAUAUUUAAGUGAUAAUGCCCGAGAAGCCAAUGUUCAGAGGUUAUAUUGGCAGGGUUGUUGUUAGGCCCGAGACGAAAUGCCAAUAUAUCCUCCAUACACCGGCUUCGAGAACAUUAUCACUUUUAUACAACAGGUUACCAACAUAUUCAUAUAAUGAUUGACAUAUAUGAAUUAAAAACGUCAUUUUCAUGAAUUUAUUCAUACCAUUUCAACCUUCUACAAGAUAUAAUCCCGACACAAAUCUAGGGUUGCUAUCCAAGCCGUUCUAUCGGUUCGAUUGCCAGAGACGCGUUCCAGUCGUUCGUUCUAAAUGUUCCACUGCCAUACUGACUGGCAACGUUCUUAUUCCUUGCUUGCUAGCUAGCCAAUUAGUGCUAACUUACAGUCAAGUCAAAAAGUGACACAAUCACAAACACAGUAACACAAUUACUUCAAACUGAAGCUGGAAAGCCUGAAAACUAGCUGCACUUGGUUUCGUUUGACCUUGUUUCAAUUUACAUUUAUUUGUAUAUAACCAUAAAAAUGAUGCCAGCUGAUCCAUUAUUUUGACUGGCUAAGACACGCUUCCCGUCUUGUCCCGUUCAUUACUAAAUCAAAUCAAAUCAAAUUUUAUUGGUCAGAUACACAUGGUUAGUAGAUGUUAAUGCGAGUAUAGCGAAAUGCUUGUGCUUCUAGUUCCGACAAUGCAGUAAUAACCAAUGAGUA
This is a messenger RNA of Oncorhynchus tshawytscha (Chinook salmon), 3239 nucleotides long. RefSeq names its product solute carrier family 41 member 1. Gene Ontology annotation, biological process: monoatomic cation transport. The record is from RefSeq and is a predicted model, not a curated record. Gene Ontology annotation, molecular function: monoatomic cation transmembrane transporter activity. Lineage: Eukaryota; Metazoa; Chordata; Actinopteri; Salmoniformes; Salmonidae. Gene Ontology annotation, cellular component: plasma membrane. Bases 1026 to 2384 code for a protein of 452 amino acids. The transcript has 10 exons.